Molecule: messenger RNA, 26309 nt
Organism: Coregonus sp. 'balchen'
Lineage: Eukaryota; Metazoa; Chordata; Actinopteri; Salmoniformes; Salmonidae
Source: the annotation of a GenBank genome assembly
GUGAGUCAGGGGAAUGUCCCGGGCAUCGAGACUGCCUCACUGGCCAUGGACACAGAGGAGGGGGUGGAGGUGGUGUGGAACGAAGUACAGUUCUCCGAUAAGAAGGUCUUCAAAUCCCACGAGGUAUCUUUUUGAUACUCCUUUCCCUAUUUAAAGGCACAAAAAAAGUUUGACCCGGCAGGACUAAAAAGGUCGAUCUUUGUCAUUAUACUGUGCACUGAUUGGCCUACAUGGAACUAAGUUUGUGUGUUUGAGCAUUGAUUGUGCAUUUCAUCCUAUGGCCAUGGGGGACGAAAGUUAGAUCACAAGUUGCCUGCCCUGCUCACAUCGUUGAGGGUUUUGGUGAUUUAAGUGCUUGUCUAUGAAGUGUAACUUAACUUUUUCUCAUCUGAUAUUACCUUAACAUUUGUACGGCAUAUUUUAUUGAAUCCCACCCUUGGUUAUGACCGUGUGUGAAUGACAGAGGUGAUAUGGAUAACCAGCUUUGAGAGCGUGAGCUAAUGUCAGAAGUGUGGGGGUCUUCGUGGUUGUUUGUCUUGCAGGAUCGAAUGAGGGAGAUGUUUGAGAGCCUGAUGCAUGUAGAUCACCCCAACAUUGUCAAGUUCCAUAAGUACUGGCUGGACACCAGGGAGAGUCGGGCAAGGGUGAGGGACAUGACCAUGCAUGACCUUGGUCACACACAUACAUACAUACAUACAUGUAACCAGCACAUAUUGUAAAUACACAGGAACAAACCGUCAGCGUCCUGGGAAAGUAAUUCACCUCUUUCAAAGUCUAUUCAAAAUGGCUUGUGAAUUUCCAUGACUACAGUACACGGAUAUAUUGUUUUUUACUUUUUGGAUUAACAAGGUUUUCCCAUGACACUGACGUCCCCCCCCCCACACCCCCACUCAUUAGAUCUCCAUGUCUAUCUCCGAACUCAGGUGAUCUUCAUCACAGAGUACAUGUCAUCAGGCAGUCUUAAGCAGUUCUUAAAGAAAACCAAGAAAAACCACAAGACCAUGAAUGUCAAGGUGAGUCCAUUCCAUAGAGCAUGCCAAGGCGAGUCCAUUCCAUAGAGCAUGCCAAGGCGAGUCCAUAGAGCAUGCCAAGGCGAGUCCAUUCCAUAGAGCAUGCCAAGGCGAGUCCAUUCCAUAGAGCAUGCCAAGGCGAGUCCAUUCCAUAGAGCAUGCCAAGGCGAGUCCAUUCCAUAGAGAAUGCCAAGGCGAGUCCAUUCCAUAGAGAAUGCCAAGGCGAGUCAAUUCCAUAGAGCAGGGUUCUUCAAUUCCGGUCCUGGAGGGCCGAAACACUUCUGUUUUUUAUUUCUACCUGGUAGUUAAUUGCACUCACCUGGUGUCCCAGGUCUGAAUUAGCCCCUGAUUAGAAGGAGAGGAUGAAAAACAGAGGUGUUUCGGCCCUCCAGGACCGGAAUUGAAGAACCCUGCCAUAGAGAAUGCCAAGGCGAGUCCAUUCCAUAGAGAAUGAUAGAGGCCUCUAGUGGCCAAAAGGUCGUUUUAGCAUGGGCAGCGCCAUUGAGGGCUUCCACCAUUUUUUAAAGUAGUCAAGUAGUCAAGUGGGUGGGGAUUCCUAUUGUUUGUAGCUUCAAUGGCGUUACCAAUGCUGUCACAGACUAUCUAUCUCUAUGGUCCAUUCCCACUAGUCUUCCUCCCCCACCAUCAAACCUCAAAACUGGGCACACCCCCAUCUAGUGUGUGGCUUUAAAACUACCACAACACAUAGUAUUCAGGAGGUUGCUAGUAGUCACUUAGCCUGUAUUUGUCUCUGGACGCAUUCUAGACCAUCUGCAAAGCAGUCGCGCUGUACAUACUAACCAAUUAGAAUGAUCUGCAGUAGGGCAUCAGAUUGCACUAAUAUGUUAAACACUUAUCCAGACGGUGUGAGAUUGGUUGCAUGACUGCAAUGUAGACGGCCUGGAACGCGCCCACUGUCUUUGUAUCUAUGUAACAGUCAUUCAGUAAAGCUGUGUUUGCCUAUUUUUGUCUCUUGUCUUGCGUGUGGUCGGUUUUUAGGCAUGGAAGCGAUGGUGCACUCAGAUCCUGUCAGCUCUGAGGUAAGAAACCCGGCACCAUUCAUCCUGUCACUCAACACUCACCCCAAUUUAUGCAAUUCUUUCCCACUGGGCAAAAGCCUGAUAUAACACGAAAUCGGCACCUUUUUGUUUGAUUUUUUAAAUUGAUUAUCAACAAACGUGAAUUCUACUUGAAACAAACCAACUCUUGAAAUCCUGUAGUCAAUUUGUGGUUCAAAUCUAGUUAAAAUGACGUUGACCUCUUUUUGCGUUUUCAACCAAAUAUUCCAUUGAUGUUCAACUGCAGUUCAGAUGACUGUGAUAGAACAUUGGUUUAGCAUAUUCUGUGUGAACUCUAUUUAUUCAAUUACAUAUCUGAAGGAUCACAUGAUCACAAAAUAAAAUAAAAAGAAGAUGGUUGCUCCACCAAGCAGUAUCCCAGCAGGUUUAGGGGCGGAUCUGGCUACCGUGUUGUUUACAUGUUUUCUCUUAAAUUAAAUUAGAAUGAUAAUAAACUACUAUAAAAUGAGCAAAUUCAGCAUCAAGCUGAACGAUGUGAAACUGUGUUUCUCCUGUAGAAGAUUUAUGAAGUAAUUUACCACAGUAUGACAUAGCUUAGAUUACACACAGCACAUGACAACACAUAAUAUACUACUCACAUUGAUUUUAACACAGGGCAGACAUACAGCUUGCUGACAUGGCCUUGAAGAUUCUACUGCGACACACACACACACACACACACACACACACACACAAAAAGGCUAGUUUUUUUUUAUGUCCGUAGUUACCUGCAUUCCUGCCACCCGCCCAUAGUCCAUGGCAACUUGACGUGUGACACCAUCUUUAUCCAGCACAACGGACUCAUCAAGAUCGGCUCGGGUAUGUGGUCUACAGGGCAAGGGAAAUAAAGACCCAGUUCUCCACGUUUGCACUAGUUGAAUUUAAAAGCAUAGGAAAAAGGUUUAACCAAUGCUAUGCUUUUAAAAACCAUCGGAGGUAGUACACAAGGGGACACUUGCAGGGAAAAGAUUGGAGAAUUAGAACACAGGUGUUUUAUCUAAGCACAGGUGCUGGACCAAAAACAAUGAACAACAGUCACAGUUCUAGUAAUAAACAGUCAGCUGUUACUAAUGUACCUCUCUACAGACCUACUGUACAGUGAUAUCACAUAUUCUAUCAAGUUGAAUGGGGCUUAUAUAAUUGAAUAAAUAUAUAAAACUUUUCCUCCAUUUUUCUCUUGGGGCAUGAUAAUUUUACACUAAUGCUCUGUUUUUAAUUUUCCCUAUCUUUCUGUUAUGUUACAGUGUGGCAUAGGCUGUUUGUCAAUGGUAAGAAUCCUUAUUUGUCGCAGUUGUUUUUCCUCUAGUCUACAAUCCACUACUUAUUUGAAGUGCUUGUGGCUUUUCAGAAGAGCGCUGUGCAGAACAAAUCUCGGCCCAUCGGAAAACUUUUUUUUAAAAACUUUUUAGGAACUAAGUUCUGUCGUGGUUUAUGCUCUCAAGACUUUGUGUGUAUGUUUACAAGAGAGCCCUUCACUCUGUUUUUUAGAUGACCUAUUCACAACUGCUCUUCAACAGUUUUUUAAUAUAAUCUGUUUUUUGAGAGAGCGUGAAAGAGAUGGAGAGAAUGUAUAUAAUUUGUUUUACUCUGGUCUGCUUGUCCCGUUCCCAGUUUUCCCAGAGGCGAUCUACGGAAAUGUGCAGCAUCAUCGGGAUGAUGAAACAAACCAGCACUAUUUUGCUCCCGAAUACGGCUGUAAGUGUCUGCAUCUCCGAUCUUCCUUACUCUCCCUUUAACUCCAUCUACUCCUCCAUGCAUUUGAUGUAGAUCUUAUUUUAAGCUUGUGUGUUACAAUGACAAUACUCACCCUGAAGAAGGCACAGUGAUGCCGAAACGUUGGUGGUUUCUUACCCAAUAAAUUACUGGGAGUUUAUACAUAGUGUGUGUAUAUGAACAAUACUCCAUCACAUAUUCUGCCUUCCUCUUGUGAUGAUUUAGUUGAUAACUUUAAUAGCAAAUGAAGGGCAACCAUUGAUGCCAUAGCUCCAGUAAGGCUGAAAAAGGCCACAUCCAAACGGAGAAAGCCCCUUGGAUGAGAGAGGAAACUAAUCAAUUAAAGAGAAAUUGCAGAAAGGCAGAGCGGAAGUGGAGAAAGUCAAAGUUGCAGGUCCAUUAUGAUAUUCUGAGAGAGAUACUUGGCAUACAGUAUAUAACAAGGCAAUUAGAAAUGCCAGACGGGCUAAUUUUUCUAACUUGAUCACGAUUCAUCAGAAUAAUUUGAGAGAGCUCUUCUCGACCAUUGAUGGCCUGAUAAAUCCUACCCCCGUAAACCUAUGUGAACUUUCCUCCACAUCUAAAUGUGAUGAGUUUGCGGCAUAUUUCAGAGAUAAGAUACAAACAUUGGGUAUCAGUCAAGCAAGACCUGAUGAGAUGUUUGAUAUGUGCCCUAGUCUACCAUGCAAAGGCACUAUGGAUUUAUUUUCCCUGGUUGACACAGAAAUGGUCAGGAAAGUGAUAUCACAACUUAAGCUUUCUACCUGCCUUCUCGAUCCUAUCCCCACCACCUUCUUUUACUGAAGAAGUGCAAGCUAUUGUUAAUCACUCCCUGUUCACAGGCACAUUCCCCGCUGCACUAAAAACUGCUAUGGUAAAAACCCUUCUGAAGAAAAGUAAUCUAUACUGAACAAAAAUAUUAACGCAGCAUUCAACAAUUUCAACGAUUUUACUGAGUUACAGUUCAUGAAAGAAAAUCAGUCAAUUGAAACAAAUUUAAUUAGGCCCUAAUCUAUGGACUUCACAUGACUGGGCAGGGGAGCAGCCAUGGGUGGGCCUCGGUGGGCAUAGGUCCACCCACUUGGGAGCCUGAACCAUCCACUGGGGAGCCAGGCCUAGCCAAUCAGAAUGAGUUUUUCCCCACGAGGGCUUUAUUACAGACAGAUAUACUCCUGUUUCAUCAGCUGUCUGGGUGGCUGGUCUCAGGCGAUCCCGCAGGUUAAGAAGCUGGAUGUGGAGGUCCUGGGCUGGCGUGGUUACACGUGAUCUGCGGUUGUGAGGCCAGUUGGACGUACUGCCAAAUUCUCUAAAACAACAACGGAGGCGGCUUAUGGUAGAGAAAUGAACAUUCAAUUCUCUGGCAAUAGCUCUGGUGGACAUUCCUGCAGUCAACAUGCCCAUUGCACGCUCCCUCAAAACUUGAGACAACUGUGACAUUGUGUUGUGUGACAAAACUACACAUUGAAAGUGGCCUUUUAUUGUCCCCAGCACAAGGUGCACCUGUGUACCGAUCAUGCUGUUUAAUCAGCUUCUUGAUAUGCCACACCUGUCAGGUGGAUGGAUUAUCUUGGCAAAGGAGAAAUGCUCACUAACAGGGAUGUAAAACAAUUUUUGCACAACAUUUUAGAGAAAUAAGCUUUGUGUGUAUGGAACAUUUCUGGUAUAUUUUAUUUCAGCUAAUGAAACAUGGGACCAACAUGUUGCAUUUAUAUUUUUGUUCAGUAUAGAUUCUUCAGCUAUUAGCAAUUUUCGGCCAAUCUUCCAUUAUUAAGCAAACUUCUGGAGAAAUUGGUGUUCAAACAGCUAAAUGUUUUUUUUAGGUGUCAACUGUAUUUCUUUUAAAUUCCAAUCUGGUUUUCGUGCCCACCACAGCACAGAGACUGCCUUAGUUAAAGUGGUAAAUGAUCUUAGAGCCAACACAGAUGCCAAACAACUCUCUGUCCUUGUACUCUUAGAUUUAAGUGCUGCAUUUGACACUGUUGACCAUGAUGUCCUUCUGGGCAAACUGGAGAGGUGGGUUGGCCUCUCCAGUCCAGUUCUAAAUGGGUUUAGGACCUAUUUAACCGGUCGAGAGUCACCCUUGGUGAACAUAACUCAGAGAAAAUACAUAUCACGUGGCGUUCCACAAAGUUAGAUUUUGGGUCCGGUACUGUUCAGUUUAUACAGUGGGGAGAACAAGUAUUUGAUACACUGCCGAUUUUGCAGGUCUUCAUACUUACAAAGCAUGUAGAGGUCUGUAAUUUUUAUCAUAGGUACACUUAAACUGUGAGAGAUGGAAUCUAAAACAAAACUCCAGAAAAUCACAUUGUAUGAUUUUUAAGUAAUUAAUUUGCAUUUUAUUGCAUGACAUAAGUAUUUGAUACAUCAGAAAAGCAGAACUUAAUAUUUGGUACAGAAACCUUUGUUUGCAAUUACAGAGAUCAUACGUUUCCUGUAGGUCUUGACCAGGUUUGCACACACUGCAGCAGGGAUUUUGGCCCACUCCUCCAUACAGACCUUCUCCAGAUCAUUCAGGUUUCGGGGCUGUUGCUGGGCAAUACAGACUUUCAGCUCCCUCCAAAGAUUUUCUAUUGGGUUAAGGUCAGGAGACUGGACCUUGAGGACCUUGGACCUUGAGAUGCUUCUUACGGAGCCACUCCUUAGUUUCCCUGGCUGUGUGUUUCGGGUCGUGUCAAGCUGGAAGACCCAGCCACGACCCAUCUUCAAUGCUCUUACUGAGGGAAGGAGGUUGUUGGCCAAGAUCUCGUGAUACAUGGCCCCAUCCAUCCUCCCCUCAAUACGGUGCAGUGGUCCUGUCCCCUUUGCAGAAAAGCAUCCCCAAAGAAUGAUGUUUCCACCUCCAUGCUUCACGGUUGGGAUGGUGUUCUUGAGGUUGUACUCAUCCUUCUUCUUCCUCCAAACACGGCGAGUGGAGUUUAUACCAAAAAGCUCUAUUUUUGUCUCAUCAGACCACAUGACCUUCUCCCAUUCCUCCUCUGGUUCAUCCAGAUGGUCAUUGGCAAACUUCAGACGGGCCUGGACAUGCGCUGGCUUGAGCAGGGGGACCUUGCGUGCGCUGCAGGAUUUUAAUCCAUGACGGCGUAGUGUGUUACUAAUGGUUUUCUUUGAGACUGUGGUCCCAGCUCUCUUCAGGUCAUUGACCAGGUCCUGCCGUGUAGUUCUGGGCUGAUCCCUCACCUUCCUCAUGAUCAUUGAUGCCCCACGAGGUGAGAUCUUGCAUGGAGCCCCAGACCGAGGGUGAUUGACCGUCAUCUUGAACUUCUUCCAUUUUCUAAUAAUUGCGCCAACAGUUGUUGCCUUCUCACCAAGCUGCUUGCCGAUUGUCCUGUAGCCCAUCCCAGCCUUGUGUAGGUCUACAAUUUUAUCCCUGAUGUCCUUACACAGCUCUCUGGUCUUGGCCAUUGUGGAGAGGUUGGAGUCUGUUUGAUUGAGUGUGUGGACAGAUGUCUUUUUAUACAGGUAACGAGUUCAAACAGGUGCAGUUAAUACAGGUAAUGAGUGGAGAACAGGAGGGCUUCUUAAAGAAAAACUAACAGUUCUGUGAGAGCCGGAAUUCUUACUGGUCGGUAGGUGAUCAAAUACUUAUGUCAUGCAAUAAAAUGCAAAUUAAUUACUUAAAAAUCAUACAAUGUGAUUUAGAUUCCAUCUCUCACAGUUGAAGUGUACCUAUGAUAAAAAUUACAGACCUCUACAUGCUUUGUAAGUAGGAAAACCUGCAAAAUCGGCAGUGUAUCAAAUACUUGUUCUCCCCACUGUAUAUGUUAACCCUUGGCAGCGUUAUCAGAAAGCACAGCAUUGAUUUUCACUGCUACGCAGAAGAUACACAACUUUACAUUUCUGUGUCACCAGAGAAUUUUACAUCCAUGGAUAAAUUAUUAGACUGUAUUAGUGAUUUAAAUACUUGGAUGGCUCACCUAUUGUUGGAGCCAAAGAACAGAGAGAGAAUCUAGCCGCACAUUUAAAUUCAUGGGCAAUAAAGAUAAAACACCAGGUAAAAAACCUAGGUGUUAUUUUAGAUUCUGAACUAAAUUUCGAAUCACAAAUUAGGAAUGUGACCAAAAUAGCUUUUUACCACCUGAGGAACAUUGCCAAGGUGCGUCCGUUUCUCUCUCAGACUGAUACAGAGACUCAUCCAUGCUUUGAUUACAAGCAGGCUUGACUACUGUAAUGCUCUCCUGUCUGGUCUACCCAAGAAUGCCAUUGGUUAACCGCAAAACAUACAGAAUGCUGCAGCACGGGUACUGACCAAGACCAGGCGGAGAGCACACAUUAUACCGGUUUUAAGGUCUCAGCAUUGGCUGCCUGUGAGUUUUAGAAUACAUUUUAAGAUUAUUUUAUUGUGUUUUUAAAUCAAUCCACGAUUGCGCAGCCCAAUACAAUUUUAAGUUAUGUACCCAGUAGGUCCCUCAGGUCCGCUGGCACUGGCCUUUUAACUAUCCAAAAGCCUAGGACCAAGAGGCAUGGAGAGGCAGCCUUUAGUUACUAUGCUCCCAGCCUCUGGAAUAGCCUGCCAGAGAACCUGAGGGGGGCCGAAACUGUGGACAUAUUUAAAAGAGAUCUUAAAACGCAUCUUUUUAGCUUUACUUUUCCUCAGGGUGCUUUUUAGUUGUUCAGUUUGUCAUUCUUUUGUUUUUUGUCUUGUGUUUGUAGUAAAUAUUUCAGCUUUAAUUUACAUUUGUUUUUUAUUUGUUUUUUCCUGUGAAGGACAUUGCGUCAUAUUUUAUGUUUUGUAAAUUGUGUAAAUUGUCUUCAAAUUGUGUAAAUUGGACAAAGAAGGGUCUCUAUACUCUAUAAAUAACUUUUUUCCUUCUCCCCUGUCUCUCUGUCUCUCUCUCUGUCUCUCUCUCUCUGUCUCUGUCUCUCUCUCUGUCUCUCUCUCUGUCUGUCUCUCUCUGUGUCUGUCUCUGUCUCUCUCUCUGUCUGUCUCUGUCUCUCUCUCCUCUCUCUCUCCUCCUACACUAUUCUGUUUUAGUGGCUGAGGAUGUUUGCUCUAUUGACAUCUUUGCCUUUGGCAUAUGUACCCUGGAGGUAAGACACAAACAAUCCGGGGUGAGGUUUCACCUAGGUAUACAUUUAGGCUCAGUGUCUAGGGGCAACUUCACCCUACGCUGACACAAACACUCUUUCUCUUGCAGUAUUCAAAUAAUAAACACCCAAAUACCCUUUAGAUACACUAAAUGACCAAAGGUAUGUGGACACCUGCUCAUCGAACAUCUCAUCCCAAAAUCAUGGGCAUUAGUAUGGAGUUGGUCCCCCCUUUGCUGCUAUAACAGCCUCCACUCUUCUGGGAAGGCUUUCCACUAGAUGUUGGAACAUUGCUGCGGGGACUUCCAUUCAGCCACAAGCAUUAGUGAGGUCGGGCACUGAUGUUGGGCGAUUAGGCCUGGCUCGCAGUCGGCGUUCCAAUUCAUCCCAAAGGUGUUAGAUGGGAUUGAGGUCAGGGCUCUGUGCAGGCCAGUCAAGUUCUUCCACACCGAUCUCGACAACCCAUUUCUGUGUAGACCUCGCUUUGUGCACAGGGGCAUUGUCAUGCUGAAACAGGAAAGGGCCUUCCCCAAACUGUUACCACAAAUUUGGAAGCACAGAAUUGUGUAGAAUAUAAUUGUAUGCUGUAGCGUUAAGAUUUCCCUUCACUGGAACUAAGGGAACCUAGCCCGAACCAUGAAAAACCGCCCCAGACCAUUAUUCCUCCUCCCACCAAACUCUACAUUUGGCACUAUGCAUUGGGGCAGGUAGCGUUCUCCUUUCAUCCGCCAAACCCAGAUUUGUCCGUCGGACUGCCAGAUGGUGAAGCGUGAUUCAUCACUCCAGAGAAUGCGUUCCCACUGCUCCAGAGUCUAAUUGCGGUGAGCUUUACACCACUCCAGCCGACGCUUGGCAUUGCGCAUGGUGAUCUUAGGCUUGUGUGCGGCUGCUCGGCCAUGGAAACUCAUUUCACGAAACUCCUGACCAACAGUUCUUGUGCGGACGUUGCUUCCAGAGGCAGUUUGCAACUCAGUAGUGAGUGUUGGACAGACGAUUUUUACGCGCUAUGCGCUUCAGCAUUCUGCGGUCCCGUUCUGUGAGCUUGUGUGGCCUACCACUUCGCAGCUGAGCCGUUGUUGCUCCUAGACGUUGCCACUUCAUAAUAACAGCACUUACAGUUGACCGGGGCAGCUCUAGCAAGGCAGAAAUGUGACGAGUUGGAAAGGUGGCAUCCUAUGACGGUGCCACGUUGAAUGUCACUGAGCUCUUCAGUAAGGCCAUUCUACUGCCAAUGUUUGGUCCAUGGAGAUUGCAUGGCUGUGUGAUGGGUUUUAUACACCGGUCAGCAAUGGGUGUGGCUGAAAUAGCCGAAUCCACUAAUUUGAAGGGGUGUUCACAUACUUUUGUGUGUAUAUCACAAAUGAGGGUCACAGAUGUUUAAUUGAUACCCAUAUUUAUGUUAUGUUCAAUAGACUCGAAACAGGAAAAAACAUUCCCGAAACCAAGGAUGUUUUUUACCUGAACUCGUCCAAUAAGCCAUUCUCAUUUUCCGAUUUUUAAAAAUGUUUCUCCUUUUUUUGUGCCUACUGAUGGAUAAUAUUAACCACAAAUGCAACACAGAGUCGUGUUCAUUAGGCACCAAACGGAAGAAAACUGACCGAAAGAGGGAGGAACCACUAUAAUAAACACGCACAUUUACACUUUCUGGUUUUAAUGUUUUUCCCCGUUGCGUGCCUUAAUAAACACCAUCCAGCAUAUGUUUUUAUUUUUUUGGGUCCUCCCCAACUGUAGAUGGCAGUGUUGGAGAUCCAGGCCAACGGGGACACUGUGGUAUCCAAGGAGGCUAUAACCCAUGCUGCCCAGUCAUUAGAGGACCCGCUCAUAAAGGCAAGUCACACAGGAGUAGUGGGCAUUCGCGAUGGAGUCUAUAAAGUCAGAAGUAAUUUGCCACAGGGCAAAAAAAACUGGUUGCUUUCAUAUUAGGUAUUUACGACUUAAUAUUUACGUUUUUAGUCAUUUAGCAGACUCUCUUCUCCAGAGCGACUUACAGUUAGUGAGUGCAUACAUUUUUUCAUACUGGUCCCCCAUGGGAAUCGAACCCACAACCCUGGCCAUAUGACAUCUUCUCAACCAGAAAACGUUGUUAAGAUGCCGUGGCAAAUUUUGCCUGCUGGGUUAGUGCUACAUUAGCUGGCAUCUUCACUUACCAUCUUGCAACGCUCACUUAUUUCAGCAGUUUAACGCACACAACAUAGGUUGUUCUCAGUUUCUUCAUUUUUGCUUCAGUAAAAUAGUUGCUCCUGCCAGGAUGCCAGUAUUUUCUCUAAAGUAAAUGAAGGAGACACUGCCAUAUGCAGUGGUUUGCAAUGACUUUAACCACUGGGUGUUCAUUCUGGAAAAAUGGUGAUUUAAUAACCAAUAAUUAUGGAAUAUUAGAAUCCCCAAUUAUACAACUCCUAAGGAUUCAUUGUACUGUAGUGGUAAAUGUGUUAAGGAAAGUUGCCAGCCGCUAUAAUACAUUGAGUCAAACUGUUGGGUGUGCCAUCUUUGUUGGGUGUGCCAUCUUUGUCAGUAUGCCAUCUUUGUCAGUCACUGAAGCCACGGCUCUCGCUAAUACCCAUGACACAUUUCUUCCUUCCUUCCUACCAAGUGUUUGUAGUAACUCUGUGAAAGAUGACAGGCAGUUAUAUAGGCACAUUGUUAGAUGUGUGUAGGAAAGAUGUCAGCAGCCGUAAUGCUAUACGGUACAUGGCAUCUUUUUUUUGUUGCACGCCAGUCACUAAGGCGAUGGCUCUCUCCAAUUACCAAUUUACACAGUUCCUCUAUCCUACCAAAGGUUCACCGUGCCGUUUUUACAUUCAAAAUGAUUUCACACUAAAUCACCACGUGUUUGCGCCAGAGUCUAGCAGUGGUGUUACCCCCCCCCCCCCCCACAUGAAGGCAGCGGUUCCCUGUUUAAAAAUCACCACAUUCCACCAGUAGUAGUAGUAGUAGUAGUAGUAGUAGUAGUAACUCUAUGCCCCUCCCUUUCCCUCGUCUAUUACAGGAGUUCACCCAGUCGUGUGUACGCAUGGACGCCAAAAAGAGACCCACGGCCCACGACCUGCUGUUUCACAGGGUUCUGUUUGAGGUGCACUCUCUCAAGCUGCUGGCUGCCCAUUGCUUUAUCAACUAUCAGUGUGAGUAAUGUCGCAUCGGAGAGGUACAUUUUACAUUCCUGACACAAUUGGUUGAGAAACAUCCCACCAUCUCUUUUCAGUCUCAUGUUCCAAAAUUUGAAAUUUUGUUUUAUUUUAUUUUUACAUCGGAUAAAAGUACAGACUCAGAGCGUCAAAAUGGCAUAUCAUACACUGUAGAUGGAGGAAACAUGGAAGAAAUGCUGCUUUAAAAGUUGAUAAAUGGUCCUCUGUAGCUCAGCUGGUAGAGCACGGCGCUUGUAACGCCAAGGUAGUGGGUUCGAUCCCCGGGACCACCCCAUACACAAAAAUGUAUGCACGCAUGACUGUAAGUCGCUUUGGAUAAAAGCGUCUGCUAAAUGGCUUAUUAUUAUUAUUAUUAUUAUUAUUAUUAUUUAUCCCAUUUAGGAGAAAAGGGCAUUUAAACAUUUCACACUUGCUCUACAUCAGUGUUUCCCAAACUCAGUCCUGGGGACCCCAAAUGGUGCACGUUUUGGUUUUUGCCUAGCACUAGACAGCUGAUUCAAAUAAUCAAAGCUUGAUGAUUAGUUGAUUAUUUGAAUGAGCUGUGUAGUGCUUGGGGCUCCCGAGUGGCGCAGCGGUCUAAGGCACUGCAUCUCAGUGCUUGAGGCGUCACUACAGACCCCCUGGUUCGAUUCCAGGCUGUAUCACAACCGGCCGUGAUUGGGAGUCCCAUAGGGCGGCGCACAAUUGGCCCAGCGUCAUCCGGGUUUGGCCGGUGUAGGCCGUCAUUGUAAAUAAGAAUUUGUUUUUAACUGACUUGCCUAGUUAAAUAAAUAAAAAAUAGGGCAAAAAGCUAAAUGUGCACCCCUUGGGGUCGCCAGGACUGAGUUCUGGAAACGCUGCACUACAUCAAUCCUUGGGAAACUUAUAGAUUUAGAAAAUGAAUACUUUCGCCAAAAUUGAUUCUCUGAACAUUAUCUCACCAAGUUAACCCAUUAGGCAAACCAUUUACAGUGUUAAUUUGCCUACUGUUGUAUAAAAAAGAUAACUUUUCACAUUGAACAGCUCCUUGUUAGCGCCCAUUUAGCAUCGUUCACAUACUCCUAAACCCUUAAGGCUUGAUUGAUUAGUUGAUUAUUUGAAUGAGCUGUGUAGUGCUUGGGGCUCCCGAUUGGCAUGCUUGCUUCCCAGCCGAAACAGUUCGUUUGUGCAUAUGUAUAUUAUGACAACAUUUUGUGAUGUUUUAGACUUCGAUUCGUUUUUUUUUUUUUCAGGAGGCAAGGGAUUCUUCAAUAAAGUCUUUGUUGUCAUUCAACGAGAGACGACUUGUUUUCAUGCACAUUUUGUCAUUGAAAAAUACUGCACCAAACAUCUUUAGUUAGAUGUAAAAUUGCACGACUAAAAUCUCUUAAGGCAAAAAACGUCAAAAUUUAAUGACAGAUUUCUUGAGUUCUCUUAGAUUGAUUCUGACUAUUUUGAGGAAGGGUAUACUGGCUAUGGCGUCUCAAAAUGGACAAACAGUACUAUUGCCGCUUUCUUUCUUGUUUUUCAAGCGAAGGUCUUUAAGGGAGUAUUCGAGCACACUCGUUCGGCAUGCUCACACCUUUAGACCCACCCAUCUUUUUAAAGAAUUCACAUUGGAACACGUGACUGUGGACAUGUGCUAAAGCAGUGAGGUAGUGCUUAAAAAAACAAAGAUUUAAACAAAAUACUUUAUUAACUUCAAGUGCUAGGUAGUGCAAGAUAGUAGCCUACACAAAAGGUAAAAACAUUAUCUAGACCUAGGCCUAUAUCGUAAGAUCAUUUUGAGUAACUUUGGUUCAGGUUAUGUAUGAUAUGAACAAAGGAAUCUAGCCUGAGAGCAUAUUUCUGUCCUGCCCUUUGAAUCAGGACAUGUAAUGUCCAUGGCUUUUUCAUUGCAAAAGUCCUGAUCUUCUCAAAAAGAUAUGUUUGUCGGGUUGUGUCCAGUCUGGGGUAUGCCUUCACAUCUCUGGGAGGAAGGAGGUGAAUAUUGCACAGCAAUGAGUGAAAGCAAAACCAGGAUCCAGACAAUUAACGCUGUAAAGGAGGAAAGCAGACAAAAAUAGACAAGACAUUAAAACGUUUUGAAUACCAGCAAUAACAUUCAUUGACCCCCAAGUUCAAGCAAUAAGCUCAAUGUACAAAGACAAAAUACCUGAAGUGUUGCUUGUUCACCCUCGAUCAUCUCCUUGGUGGCGGAGAGCCGCUGGAAGACAAAUUCCAGAAAUGGGUUAAAACAAUAAUUAAUUAAUGUCCCAUAGCUUGUUAUUGCCUGUUGAAUACUACAGCGGUACUAAAAUGCCCCGUACACACUUACGCUUCCAACACACCGGCUGCGUCUUUUACGUUUUGGUACACCAGAAGUACAUUCAUUUCCAAUGGAACGCUGCGAUUGCCUUGCAGCAUUGCGUUGCAGAGGCAGUUGCAGUGUGUUCUGUGUGGUGCAUACGUUGGAUUUAUCGAACGUAUGCAUCAAAAACUGUAUGCGUAAACGGGUUGACAGAAAUGAUAGCAGAAGGUGAAUGUUGAACUUUUGUUGCACACAUAUCUAGAUGAUCCUGCAUAUAGCAUACUAUUUUGCGUAAUGACACAGUCGUGUGUUCAAAGCCUUACACCUCGAUCACACUGACAGUGUCUUGCGCAAAAUGGUACGCUGCAUCAUCUGGAUAUGUGUGCAACAAAAGUUCAACAUUCACCUUCUGCUAGCAUUUCUGUCAAGCCAUGUCCGCAUACAGUUUGAUGCAUACGUUCGAUAAAUCCAACGUAUGCACCACACAGAACGAACUGCCUCUGCAACGCAAUACUGCAAGGCAAUCGCAGCGUUCCAUUGGAAAUUAAUGUACUUCUGCUGUACCAAAACGUAAACACUGUCGGUGUGAUUGAGGCGUUAACCUGCUUCCAGCCCAACAAUGGCAAUGCAGACACUACAAGAGAACUAAAUUAAGCAAAAAAAGAAAUGUCCUCUCACUGUCAACUGCGUUUAUUUUCAGCAAACUUAACAUGUGUAAAUAUUUGUAUGAACAUAAGAUUCAACAACUGAGACAUAAACUGAACAAGUUCCACAGACAUGUGACUUUGAAUCUUAUUGAAAAAUUGAAUAAUGUGUCCCUGAACAUUUUUACAUUUUAGUCAUUUAGCAGACGCUCUUAUCCAGAGCGACUUACAGUUAGUGAGUGCAUACAAUACAUUAUUUAUUAAUUUUUUCAUACUGGCCCCCCGUGGGAAUCGAACCCACAACCCUGGCGUUGCAAACGCCAUGCUCUACCAACUGAGCUCCAUCCCUGCCAGCCAUUCCCUCCCUACCCUGGACGACGCUGGGCUAAUUGUGUGCCGCCUAUUUGUACACUAUCUUCUUAAAAGCGUAUUUUAAACCUAACCUUAACCACACUGAUAACCUUAUGCAUAACCCUAACCUUAAAUUAAGAUCAACAAACACAUUUUUGUUUUCAUUAUCUUUUACGAUAUAGCCUAUUUUUACUUUGAGGCUGUCGUAACUAGUGACAACCUAUCACGAGCUCCAACCGCAAAAGUAAACAUUUCCGUAAUAGUGUGGCUGUUUUAUAACUAAUUACGGCUUAAUUGAAUGAAAAAGCUAAGUGCCAAAGUUGAUUUAUAAUAGGUUUAUCAAGCUAAUGAAUCAUUUAGUGUACUCGUACCAGCCUACUUUACUGGUAGCUAGGGUGCUAAGGGGGGGUCAAAAUCAAAAGUAACAGAUAGUAUCUGGUGUGGCAACUAGCUGCAUUAAGUACUGCAGUGCAUCUCCUCCUCAUGGACUGCACCAGAUUUGCCAGUUAUUGCUGUGAGAUGUUACCCCACUCUUCCACCAAGGCACCUGCAAGUUCCUGGACAUUUCUAGGGGGAAUGGCCCUAGCCCUCACCCUCCAAUCCAACAGGUCCCAGACGUGCUCAAUGGGAUUGAGAUCCGGGCUUUUCGCUGGCCAUGGCAGAACACUGACAUUCCUGUCUUGCAGGAAAUCACGCACAGAACGAGCAGUAUGGCUGGUAGCAUUAUCAUGCUGGAGGGUCAUGUCAGGAUGAGCCUGCAGGAAGGGUACCACAUGAGGGAGGAGGAUGUCUUCCCUGUAACGCACAGCGUUGGGAUUUCCUGCAAUGACAACAAGCUCAGUCCGCCCCAGACCAUGACGGACCCUCCACCUCCUAUGGGUUUGUGCCCAUAGGUGACGUUGUUGCCGGUGAUGUCUGUUGAGGACCUGCCUUUAAAACAGGUCUACACGCCCUCAGUACAGCCUCUCUCAGCCUAUUGCGGACAGUCUGAGCACUGAUGGAGGGAUUGUGUGUUCCUGGUGUAACUCGGGCAGUUGUUGUUGCCAACUUGUACCUGUCCCGCAGGUGUGAUGUUCGGAUGUACUGAUCCUGUGCAGGUGUUGUUACAUGUGGUCUGCCACUGCGAGGACGAUCAGCUGUCCGUCCGGUCUCCCUGUAGCGCGGUCUUAGGCGUCUCACUGUUUAUUUAUGAAAUGUAUUGCCCUGUCCACAUCUGCAGUCCUCAUGCCUCCUUGCAGCAUGCCUAAGGCACGUUCAUGCAGAUGAACAGGGAUCCUGGGCAUCUUUCUUUUGGUGUUUUUCAGAGUCAGUAGAAAGGCCUCUUUAGUGUCCUAAGUUUUCAUAACUGUGACCUUAAUUGCCUACCGUCUGUAAGCUUAGUGUCUUAACGACCGUUCCACAGGGUGCAUGUUCAUUAAUUGUUUAUGGUUCAUUGAACAAGCAUGGGAAACAGUGUUUAACUCCUUUAAAAUGAAGAUCUGUGAAGUUAUUUGGAUUUUUAGGAAUUCUCUUUGAAAGACAGGGUCCUGAAAAAGAGACGUUUCUUUUUUUUGCUGAGUUUAGCUAGAUUUAGCAAACAUUUAGAUUCUUAAUUACCAGCUGGCUAGAUGUAAAUGGUAUUCAUCUAGCUAGCCAGCUAGUUGAGCAUGCAAAAAUAUUACUUCAAUCUAUAUAAUCCAAUAGCUAGCUAACGUUAGCUAUUUAGCUAUCAUGUCAUUGUGGCUAGCUAGCCAACUUAGCAUGUGUCCCUAUCACUUAAAAUGGGGUUUGAUUAGCAUUCGCACCACAGUGGCUAUUUUCGAUAGUUCGCUAGUUAAACUGGCAAACAUGACAAAUAUUAUCAUCAUGUCAUCUAUAGCUUAGCACAUCAGCAAUCAACAUUAACAGCAGAAUGCAACUGGCUAGCUGGCUAUAACGUUGCUUCGUCCCGCAAGGAGCCAUCUGUAAACAAUGGCUCGUUGAGGGACGAAGCAAUCUAUAACGGUACCUGUAUGCAGCUGUCUAGCUAGCUAGCUAUAUAGCUAACAAUAGCUAGCAAUGAAAACUACUUUUUGGAUAUAGUUGAGACAGCUACAUCAUGCACAUGCGUUAUUAUCUUGGAAUUUUAACUGUAGACUCUUACCGGUGUAUGGAUUAUGAUGAUUCACGGCAGACUGAAACACUUUCAAAAUGAUCCUUCCCACUCGGCUUCAACCAGUCCAGACUGCAUUAGCCCCAGAAGACAGAGCUGUGUCGAUACCAGCAGCAGUAUUCAGGACAACACUGGUAUUGAAAGCUGUAGCUACACUUUGCAUGGAGUCCAUGAUGGAAAAUAUGAUUAAAUCCAAUGGAUCGUUGUAAUGUCCGCGGUAGCAGAGAGCAGGAUGCGCCAUUUGACAGACAAGCCUUGAGAGACAGAAUGGACUCCUUUCUUGUGAAUGUCCCAGCCCACUCAUUAUCUCAACCAAUCAUGGCUAGGCAUUUUCUCAGCGUCUAAACAGCUUCGUGAUUUCACAUUUUGGUAUUUAUAUUUACAGAUUAGUUUGUUAUGGCACAUAAAAGUUCACAUGCUCAAAAAGGCACUUCUGCAAAAAAAAAUGCAUUUAUAUGGAGGGGGGGAAAAAAACGUUUUUUUUAUGUUCAAAUGCCUCUCCUGUGAAGUAGUGACAUCUGUCAUACACCCAGCUUUCUGAAAGGGGUCACAAAUACAAUGUUUUAGGAUUUUGUUAAUUAGUCCACUGUGAAUACAAUCCCACAUUUCUUUUUCAGGUUAGGAGUCAAAUAUCCCUUUGACUCUUGUCACAUUAAAAAAGUUGAAGAUUUCUCUUCUAGAGGUCAAUAAAAUGAAAUAAAGUCUCCAUAUGAAUCACAUAACGGCAGUCUUAAAUGCACUCCCUCUUAACAGAUCAGCUUCAUGAUAACUGCCUAGAAGAGAAGACCAGGACUUUCGACCCCAAUGGUGUGAUGGCUGAGAUCAAGCAUGGGGACCGGCCCGGGGUGGAGAUCAAGUAAGGAUCGAGCAAAACCUGUCCCCAGGCAGAGACCCCAAGGUCUGUAUGAUUGAUUGAGGUGAUUUGUUGAUAGUACUCAUGCUGUCACAUUUCUCAUUGUUUCCUAAAGGUACUCUAAUGUUUCCCCGCUAGAACUGGACAAAUUCCUGGAAGACGUCAAGUAAGUGUGGGCGCUGGAGGACAUAUUGGGUCAAAGGUCAUUUGAUUUAAUUUAUUUUAUAGUUAAAAGUGGAAGGCUGCUCCAGCCGGAGACGACGUUACAUACAUUCAUAAUGAUCAAGGAUAUAAACAGAAUAAAGCCCUUAAAGGCUUAUUUCCAUUGUGGUCCUCUUAUUUGAUAUUGUCCAUCAAGACUGGAUCCUGUUCAGACAAUGAGGGCCUGGUGUGCUAGGCAUUUACCCCAGUGCUUUUUUUUUUUUUUUCUUUCAAGAAGGAAUAAAGCAUAGGAAGGAGGGGAUGCAAUUUAAAGGUGGAAUAAACUGUGUACCCAAACCUUUGUUGAUUACGGUAAUCUAAUUUAGUCUAAUUGCUUUUGGUCUGCACAUCAUCAAAUGUUAUGGGUGUGCAUCUGCAGCUCAUAUAUCUGGUAUAAACAAAUCAAAUGACCUAUGAUUGGAUCCAGAUCGGACCUGAGCAGCUUGCGCCAACAACUGGCAUUCAGUCGUGUCCUCUUUCCAUCUCUUAUCUGCUUUGUAAUUGGAUGGUUAUACACAUACAUUUUGUGUUUAUUAGAGUUGUCCACUAUUUUAUUUAGAUUUUAGUCAUUUAGCGGACGCUCUUAUCCAGAGCGACUUACAGUUAGUGAGUACAUACAUUUUUCAUACUGGCCCCCCGUGGGAAUCGAACCCACAACCCUGGCCAUGCUCUACCAACUGCGCUGCACUUGUUCCUCGCCACUUGCCAGCCGUCAUUGUAAAUAAGGAUCUGUUCUUAACUGACUCGCCUGGUUUAAAUACGAAAUUUGAUAUGAUCUACAUAGUAAACCUCUUUAAUCCUAGGUUUGUCCUACUUUCCAGUUGGAUGUUAGAACCCUCCGCUCUGAUGGCUGCCAUCUCAUAUGUGUUAACUAUAUCACUUGACUUCUUCCCCCUUACUAGCCCUUACUUCCCCCUGACUUCCCCCUUACUAGCCCUUACUUCCCCCUGACUUCCCCCUGACUUCCCCCUGACUUCCCUCUGACUUCCCCCUUACUAGCUCUGACUUCCCCCUGACUUCCCCCUUACUAGCUCUGACUUCCCCCUGACUUCCCCCUUACUAGCUCUGACUUCCCCCUGACUUCCCCCUUACUAGCUCUGACUUCCCCCUGACUUCCCCCUUACUAGCUCUGACUUCCCCCUGACUUCCCCCUUACUAGCUCUGACUUCCCCCUGACUUCCCCCUUACUUCCCCCUUACUAGCUCUGACUUCCCCUUUACUAGCCCUUACUUCCCCCUUACCAGCCCUUACUAGCUCUGACUUUGCGGCUAGCUACUUUAUUGAGGGAAAAAGUGUACUUACUAUGACCGUGAUAAGUGGUUGUCUCACUAACUGCAAGUCGCUCUGGAUAAGAGUGUCCGUUAAAUGACUUAAAUGUUUAAAAAAAAACUCAACUCAAUUACGUCUAUAAGAUUUCCCAAGGGACUGUUUUCCCUUUCCCCUUUUCAUACUGACUGUGGCAUUUAGUUAGUAUUUAAAGUAAAGACUGUACAUCACAUGACUUAACUCAUUUAGUCUGUUUUUCAAUUGAUUGGAUUGGAUUGGCUCUUUCUGUGCGUAUACACUAGGAAUGGGAUCUAUCCCUUGAUGAACUUCCAGCGGGGCCUCACCAUGCCCCGGACCCUGUCCAUCUUCCAGGAGCGCAUGGAGACGGUGAAGACUCCUAGCCCAGAGCCCCAGGAGAUGGAGACCAGAAAGGUAACCACAAUACAGGCAACACCCAAUCAAAACGUUGCGGUAAACAAUUAACAUCUAAACAGUCUCUUUAACUGGCAACCGGAAGGCUGCUGGUUUUAGAUACCAGAUGGUACCAUCUUCUGCCGUUGUGCCCUUAAGCAAGACACUUAGGCACUAAAAUAGUGUGUUUGUGAGUCGUCUGUGAGGCAGAGCGGAAUAACAAUUUCUACUCUAUGCUUUAGUCUAAUUAACCUUCUUGUCUGCUUUCAAUUACAGGUGGUCCCCUAUUGUAAUGAAAUCAGUUUAGCUAAUGUUUUCCCUCUAUGUCCUGCUUUAAACUGUACAGGUUGUCCAAAUGCAUUGUAACUUAGAGUUCGCUGAUGAAGGUACCAGAAGUCAUGUGAGUUUGGCCCAUGUUUAUUUUCAUCUACAGAACUUACACUUUAAAAGGAAGAAAGAUUUGUUGCUGAAAUGUGAAAAGAGUCCGAGCUUUUAUAACUAUACAAAAAUAAUUGCACGAUAAAACAUUUCCUUGUCCAUGGUUUGUGUGGUCUAGUGGUUAGUGGCCGUGGUUUGUGUGGUCUAGUGGUUAGUGGCCGUGGUUUGUGUGGUCUAGUGGUUAGUGGCCAUGGUUUGUGUGGUCUAGUGGUUAGGGGCCAUGGUUUGUGUGGUCUAGUGGUUAGUGGCCAUGGUUUGUGUGGUCUAGUGGUUAGGGGCCAUGGUUUGUGUGGUCUAGUGGUUAGUGGCCAUGGUUUGUGUGGUCUAGUGGUUAGUGGCCGUGGUUUGUGUGGUCUAGUGGUUAGUGGCCAUGGUUUGUGUGGUCUAGUGGUUAGUGGCCAUGGUUUGUGUGGUCUAGUGGUUAGUGGCCAUGGUUUGUGUGGUCUAGUGGUUAGUGGCCAUGGUUUGUGUGGUUAGUGGCCAUGGUUUGUGUGGUCUAGUGGUUAGUGGCCAUGGUUUGUGUGGUCUAGUGGUUAGUGGCCAUGGUUUGUGUGGUCUAGUGGUUAGUGGCCAUGGUUUGUGUGGUCUAGUGGUUAGUGGCCAUGGUUUGUGUGGUCUAGUGGUUAGUGGCCAUGGUUUGUGUGGUCUAGUGGUUAGUGGCCAUGGUUUGUGUGGUCUAGUGGUUAGGGGCCAUGGUUUGUGUGGUCUAGUGGUUAGUGGCCAUGGUUUGUGUGGUCUAGUGGUUAGGGGCCAUGGUUUGUGUGGUCUAGUGGUUAGUGGCCAUGGUUUGUGUGGUCUAGUGGUUAGUGGCCAUGGUUUGUGUGGUCCAGUGGUUAGUGGCCAUGGUUUGUGUGGUCCAGUGGUUAGGGGCCAUGGUUUGUGUGGUCUAGUGGUUAGGGGCCAUGGUUUGUGUGGUCUAGUGGUUAGGGGCCAUGGUUUGUGUGGUCUAGUGGUUAGUGGCCAUGGUUUGUGUGGUCUAGUGGUUAGUGGCCAUGGUUUGUGUGGUCUAGUGGUUAGUGGCCAUGGUUUGUGUGGUCUAGUGGUUAGUGGCCAUGGUUUGUGUGGUCUAGUGGUUAGUGGCCAUGGUUUGGUGUGGUCUAGUGGUUUAGUGACCAUGGUUUGUGUGGUCUAGUGGUUAGUGGCCAUGGUUUGUGUGGUCUAGUGGUUAGGGGCCAUGGUUUGUGUGGUCUAGUGGUUGGUGGCCAUGGUUUGUGUGGUCUAGUGGUUAGUGGACCAUGGUUUGUGUGGUCCUAGUGGUUAUGGGGCCAUGGUUGUGUGGUCUAGUGGUUAGUGGCCAUGGUUGUGGUAGUGGUUAGUGGCCAUGGUUUGUGUGGUUUAGUGGUUAGUGGCCAUGGUUUGUGUGGUCUAGUGGUUAGUGGCCAUGGUUUGUGUGGUCUAGUGGUUAGUGGCCAUGGUUUGUGUGGUCUAGUGGUUAGUGGCCAUGGUUUGUGUGGUCUAGUGGUUAGUGGCCAUGGUUUGUGUGGUCUAGUGGUUAGGGGCCAUGGUUUGUGUGGUCUAGUGGUUAGGGGCCAUGGUUUGUGUGGUCUAGUGGUUUAGUGGCCAUGGUUUGUGUGGUCUAGUGGUUAGUGGCCAUGGUUUGUGUGGUCUAGUGGUUAGGGGCCAUGGUUUGUGUGGUCUAGUGGUUAGUGGCCAUGGUUUGUGUGGUCUAGUGGUUAGUGGCCAUGGUUUGUGUGGUCUAGUGGUUAGUGGCCAUGGUUUGUGUGGUCUAGUGGUUAGGGGCCAUGGUUUGUGUGGUCUAGUGGUUAGGGGCCAUGGUUUGUGUGGUCUGUGGUUAGGGGCCAUGGUUGUGUGGUCUAGUGGUUAGGGGCCAUGGUUUGUGUGGUCUAGUGGUUAGGGCCAUGGUUUGUGUGGUCUAGUGGUUAGUGGCCAUGGUUUGUGUGGUCUAGUGGUUAGUGGCCAUGGUUUGUGUGGUCUAGUGGUUAGUGGCCAUGGUUUGUGUGGUCUAGUGGUUAGUGGCCAUGGUUUGUGUGGUCUAGUGGUUAGGGGCCAUGGUUUGUGUGGUCUAGUGGUUAGUGGCCAUGGUUUGUGUGGUCUAGUGGUUAGUGGCCAUGGUUUGUGUGGUCUAGUGGUUAGUGGCCAUGGUUUGUGUGGUCUAGUGGUUAGUGGCCAUGGUUUGUGUGGUCUAGUGGUUAGUGGCCAUGGUUUGUGUGGUCUAGUGGUUAGGGGCCAUGGUUUGUGUGGUCUAGUGGUUAGGGGCCCAUGGUUUGUGUGGUCUAGUGGUUAGGGGCCAUGGUUUGUGUGGUCUAGUGGUUAGUGGCCAUGGUUUGUGUGGUCUAGUGGUUAGUGGCCAUGGUUUGUGUGGUCUAGUGGUUAGGGGCCAUGGUUUGUGUGGUCUAGUGGUUAGGGACCAUGGUUUGUGUGGUCUAGUGGUUAGUGGGCCAUGGUUUGUGUGGUCUAGUGGUUAGUGGCCAUGGUUUGUGUGGUCUAGUGGUUAGUGGCCAUGGUUUGUGGGGUCUAGUGGUUAGUGGCCAUGGUUUGUGUGGUCUAGUGGUUAGGGGCCAUGGUUUGUGUGGUCUAGUGGUUAGGGGCCAUGGUUUGUGUGGUCUAGUGGUUAGGGGGCCAUGGUUUGUGUGGUCUAGUGGUUUAGGGGCCAUGGUUUGUGUGGUCUAGUGGUUUAGGGGCCAUGGUUUGUGUGGGUCUAGUGGUUAGGGGCCAUGGUUUGUGUGGUCUAGUGGUUAGGUGGCCAUGGUUUGUGUGGUCUAGUGGUUAGGGGCCAUGGUUGUGUGUGGUCUAGUGGUUAGUGGCCAUGGUUUGUGUGGGUCUAGUGGUUUAGUGGCCAUGGUUUGUGUGGUCUAGUGGUUAGUGGCCAUGGUUUGUGGUGGUCUAGUGGUUAGUGGCCAUGGUUUGUGUGGUCUAGUGGUUAGUGGCCAUGGUUUGUGUGGUCUAGUGGUUAGGGGCCAUGGUUUUGUGUGGUCUAGUGGUUAGGGGCCAUGGUUUGUGUGGUCUAGUGGUUAGGGGCCAUGGUUUGUGUGGUCUAGUGGUUAGGGCCCAUGGUUUGUGUGGUCUAGUGGUUAGUGGCCAUGGUUUGUGUGGUCUAGUGGUUAGGGGCCAUGGUUUGUGUGGUCUAGUGGUUAGGGGCCAUGGUUUGUGUGGUCUAGUGGUUAGGGGCCAUGGUUUGUGUGGUCUAGUGGUUAGUGGCCAUGGUUUGUGUGGUCUAGUGGUUAGGGGCCAUGGUUUGUGUGGUCUAGUGGUUAGGGACCAUGGUUUGUGUGGUCUAGUGGUUAGGGGCCAUGGUUUGUGUGGUCUAGUGGUUAGUGGCCAUGGUUUGUGUGGUCUAGUGGUUAGUGGCAAAGGUUUGUGUGGUCUAGUGGUUAGGGGCCAUGGUUUGUGUGGUCUAGUGGUUAGGGGCCAUGGUUUGUGUGGUCUAGUGGUUAGGGGCCAUGGUUUGUGUGGUCUAGUGGUUAGGCGCCAUGGUUUGUGUGGUCUAGUGGUUAGUGGCCAUGGUUUUUGUGGUCUAGUGGUUAGUGGCCAUGGUUUGUGUGGUCUAGUGGUUAGGGGCCAUGGUUUGUGUGGUCUAGUGGUUAGGGGCCAUGGUUUGUGUGGUCUAGUGGUUAGUGGCCAUGGUUUGUGUGGUCUAGUGGUUAGGGGCCAUGGUUUGUGUGGUCUAGUGGUUAGGGGCCAUGGUUUGUGUGGUCUAGUGGUUAGGGGCCAUGGUUUGUGUGGUUAGGGGCCAUGGUUUGUGUGGUCUAGUGGUUAGUGGCCAUGGUUUGUGUGGUCUAGUGGUUAGGGGCCAUGGUUUGUGUGGUCUAGUGGUUAGGGGCCAUGGUUUGUGUGGUCUAGUGGUUAGGGGCCAUGGUUUGUGUGGUCCAUGGUUUGUGUGGUCUAGUGGUUGUGGCCAUGGUUUUGUGUGGUCUAUGUGGUUAGGGGGCCAUGUGGUUGUGUUCUAGUGGUUAUUCCAUGGUUUGUGUGGUCUAGUGGUUAGGGGCCAUGGUUUGUGUGGUCUAGUGGUUAGUGCUGCAGACCCAGGCACUCACAUACAGUAUGCACGAGAGUUGGCAUUGGUUCAAAUCUGACCCAGUGCGCACUCGCACCUCUCUUUUUAUAACAGCUAAUAAAACCAAUUAAAUAAAUAAAAAUAUGCAAGGAAUGAUAAAAUACAUUUCCUAAACUUUUAAUUCUCUCUUUUUGGCUGCAGCUCUCUCUCCUCCUGAAGAUGGACGACAAGCUCCAACGCCAGCUAAACUGUGAUGUGCUGCCCAGUGAGUCAAUCCAACGUUCCACAAAGUUAUUGUAAUGUUAUUGUGUACCUUUUUUUUGACGUCAUAUUAACCAAACAGGAGGAUAUAAGUGCAACUUCUGGUCCUAUGGGCUGGGUAAACUGGUUUCGGAGACCUUUCAAAAACAGCUUGUGGUGUAACGUGGCACGGUUGGAGUUCAUGUUCUUGACAAGGCAAUGUGUGGUACAGUAAAAAGAAACAGUCACUAACUUAUGGAAUUAGGCUAAGACUCCACUGUGGAUCAACAUAUAACUCUAAGUUACAAUGCAUUUGGACAACCUGUACAAUUUAAAGCAGGACAUAGAGGGAAAACAUUAGCUAAACUGAUUUCAUUACAAUAGGGGACCACCUGUAAUUGAAAGCAGACAAGAAGGUUAAUUAGACUAAAGCAUAGAGUAGAAAUUGUUCUUCUGCUCUGCUUGGUAUCAGUUACUAGGUAAUUAACAACCACAUGCCAAUAUACAGAAGGGCUGUUACAAGUGCAGAUAUACAGCGCCAUCUUUUGGAUUAUUCAGAAUUUAUUAUUAAGUAAUAAUAAUAAUAAUAAUAUGCCAUUUAGCAGACGCUUUUAUCCAAAGCGACUUACAGUCAUGCGUGCAUACAUUUUUGUGUAUGGGUGGUCCCGGGGAUUGAACCCACUACCUUGGCGUUACAAGCGCCGUGCUCUACCAGCUGAGCUACAGUGACUCUCAGUAGAUCUCUUGCAGUUUUAAAGGGGAAGUUCAGGAUUUUAUUUGAUGUUAGAUGUUUCCUCACCCUGAAAGUAGUCUAUGGGCCAGGAAAAACUGGAAUCUUGUGUUUUGGUUUUCUUUAAACAGCCACUACAAACAUCAGCAACUGCUAGCAAAAAAAUCUAUGGGAGUGAAAGGGGACCCUUUAACUGUAGGACUGGAUGAGGAGCUUUAUAUAUUAAGGUUUGUGGUGGCUGUUUGUGUUUUCCAAUUUAGCUGACAGCGCCAAAGACCUGGCUAGUGAGCUGGUUUACUUCGCCUUCAUCAGUGAGGUAAGUGGAGUGGAUAUGAAGACAGGGAUGAAAUAAACUCAACCCAGGCCAGCCUUGAAUCUGUCAUAUUUAUACAUAAGAUAUCAAUACAAAAACAACAAUACUUAAGUAUUUUUCAUUUUUCUGGUUAUUACUUUGAAGAAUUUGACACCAUUGAUAAUUACCUGGUACCAAAUGGUGCCUAGUGGGACUUAUUUGAAUGAAUCCCAAAGAAUCAAACGUUUUAUAGAUAGCUUAUUACUAUGUAACUACCAUUUUACCAGGUCCCAUUUUAGUAAAUACCUGGUCAUUGUACCUUAAAAUAAAGUGCAACCAAAUAUUGUCCCUAAUGUAACCCCUUUGUUCCUGUCUCUCGUUUCUUCAGGAGGACUGUGAGAAGCUGGCAGGCUUUCUGGAAGACGCCCUGUGUAAGCAUUGGUCCAGGCCGCCACUGGAGGAGUCUUCCCUGGCAUAGUGACGAAGUACCGAGACACCUGCUGCUGCCCCGAAGGGGGAUCUGGAGCCUGGACCCUGGGAAAUUAGUGAGGGAACUUUAAGAGGGUCAAAAUGAAAUAUGAAAUGCCAGACUUAAGUCUG